AUGAAUGUACGACCGCCUAUAGAGUCGUCCUCUCCCACGGCGGUUCUAUCUGUGGCCUUUAACAAAGACUCCAGCUGUUUUUCCGUGGGUUUGGAGUCCGGAAUCUGCGAUUUCAACGCCGGCAUCGGCCUUGUACGGAUGAUGGGAACGACAAACUACCUCGCUCUUGUUGGCGGCGGUAAAUCUCCAAAAUUCGCCAUGAACAAGGCCAUCAUAUGGGACGACAUGAAAGGCAAAGUUGCGUUGGAAAUCUCAGCCCUCAGUGCUAUUCGCGGCGUCCAGCUGAGUAGGGAUCGCAUCGUCGUCGUCCUGCAGAAUAGCGUGCGUGUCUACUCGUUCGCUAAGCCUCCAGAGCUGCUUCACGUAUACGAGACCGCCGAUAACGUCCUCGGCCUGUGCUGUCUCUCAGAUAAAAAGCUUGCCUUUCCAGGCCGCACAACAGGACAGAUCCAGCUCGUAGAGCUUGGCACGGGUAAUGUUAGCAUCAUUCCAGCUCACUCAUCUGCCCUCAAAGCUAUUCAGCUCAGUGCAGACGGAGAGCUGCUGGCCAGCGCCAGCGAAACUGGAACUCUUAUCCGUGUAUAUUCGACCAGCAACUGCGCCAGGUUAGCAGAACUUCGCAGGGGCAUCGACCCGGCAACCAUAUUUUCCCUCGCCUUCUCCCCAUCUGGAUCAUUACUGGCCUGCACAUCUGACAAAUCUACGCUUCACAUCUUCGACGUACCCCAUCCCCGGCGGCCGAGUGCUCAUCGUAGCCCGCAGCCAGGUAGUGCAGGAUCAGAUGCAGAUGUCGGGAAAUGGGGCAUUCUCAGUAAAAUCCCACUUAUGCCGCGAAUGUUUUCCGACGUCUACUCUUUCGCUUCGGUGCCCUUCGAGGCCGGUAACGAGUCCAUGAUUGGCGGCAUACCAUUUACAGAGGGCACCGUGUUGGGAACUACAAGGCCUCCCAAGGGAGUUAUUGGAUGGAUUAGCGAGGAUAGCCUUGCGGUUAUUGGCGCAGGCGCGGACGCACGAUGGGAGAAAUUCACAUUGGUCGAUGGCGAUGACGGAAAGCGGCACUGCGUCCGCGAAGGCUGGAAACGAUAUCUAGGAAACUCAUGAGACAGAGGUAAGGAAGAAAUAUCCAAGGGUAACGAAUGAUUUGACUCAGAUGCAACGGAGGUAUGGCGUUUUUUGGGUGGGCAGCAAUAGUAAUGUUUGGAAAGAGACGUGGGAAUAUUUUGGGUAGUCGCCCUGUUAGGGACUAUAGUUGUAGCUUUGGACCAGAUGUUAAUCUUGACGGCGUCGAGGAGAUCGGCUUCUAUUUCUCCUAUG
Messenger RNA from Trichoderma atroviride IMI 206040, 1314 nucleotides. NCBI's taxonomy places the organism in Eukaryota, Fungi, Ascomycota, Sordariomycetes, Hypocreales, Hypocreaceae. The record is from RefSeq and is a predicted model, not a curated record.